UGUUGUGAGUACAAGUGUGUAGUGUACCUGUCUGUCUGAUGCCCUCAGCCCAGGGCACCUUUGCUCUCCAGCCCAGCUGCUGCAGCUUUUCACAUGUGAUGGGGUAUCGUAGGUCAACCUGUGGCCUGUCAAAUAGCAGGUCUGUUGCAGCAACAGCAGAGGCUGCUCCCUGUAUUGGCUGAGUUGCAUCUUUGGGAUGAUUUAGGAGAGACAGCUGCUACAUACAAGGGAUCUGACCAGGAACUCUGCUGCUGCUUUGGUGGCAGAGUAUGGAUUUGAAGGCCUCACUGGGCUACUCUCAUCAAACACCUACACAAAAAGUCCAGUCUUGGCCGCCGUGCUGCUGGCUUUUGGUGCUUCAGGAAAAACAGUGACAGGGAUUUUCAAAAGCGAAAUGGCAAGGCAGCAGAAAGGUCAAUUCAUCACCAAAUUUAUGUACCAAGGAGGUUUGUUUGUGUGUCGAGUGGACAACUAUGCCCUGGCCGCUGAGAAAGAGGCCAGACUACUGCUGUACCAGGACAUGGACUCAAAUCUGGACAACCUCAGCUGCACUGAAAGGCUCGCCAGGGCCAGUUUUACAGUCUCCCUUAAUAAAGAAGAGCACAAUCAGACAAUCCCUAAGCAGACGUCCCCAACGGUUUGGCAGGCAAUUUACAUUGACAGAUUUACAUGUCAGAAAAGUGCGGUCAUCCCUUCUUUCGCUGAUCUCAGUUUUACAGUGCUGCUGCUAAACACUGACUCAGCUGGCAAUCCUUUGGAACACUUCAGUGCAGAGAAGGCAGGUCUCUACAGUUUUUACUUCCUUCUGUUGCUGGCCUACUUCAUAGCAUGCUGUAUUUACAUUCAGCCACUGCACCAUGCAUUAAAAAAAGGAGGUCCCAUGCAUACUGUCUUCAAAGUGCUGACUGCAGCACUGGCAUUACAGGGAGUCUCCGCUCUCUGUAACUACAUCCACCUGUCCAGGUAUUCUGGAGAUGGGGUUGGGAUUCCACUGAUGGGCAAUUUGGCAGAGUUCUGGGACAUGGUGUCCCAGGUGUCCAUGCUGUAUAUGUUACUGAGUCUGUGUGUAGGCUGGACUCUGAGCCGAGGCAGGAAGCCUCAGUUCCGCCCACUACAAUGGGAGCAUACUCCAGCCUCCACAGCUGUUGCUGUAGGUGGUGUCUUCAUACAGGGGAUUUUGCUGUUGUGGGAGCAGUAUUCUGAGUUGGAAAAUGAACAUCACAGCUACCACGCCCAGCAGAAUUUAGCAGGUGUAUUACUCAUUUUCUUGAGAGUGGGUCUGGCUCUGCUGCUUGCCUCCAUUCUUUACCAGAUCCUCUCCACAGAAAGAAGCACUUUGAAGAGAGACUUCUACCUCAGCUUUGCGAAGGGAUGUUUCCUGUGGUUUCUGUGUCACCCUGUUCUUCUCCUCUUGUCAGUUGUCUUCAGUGAGCACCAAAGAGAAAAGUUGGUGACCAUCGGUGUUGUCCUGUGUCAGUCCAUCUCCAUGGUGAUACUCUACCAGCUCUUUCUGUCUCGUUCUCUCUACUGGGAGGUCUCCUCUCUUUCAUCUGUGUCGUUGCCACUUACUAUGUCCAGGGUGAACCAGAGGAGGCACUACUGAGCACAAUCAUUGUCACAGGAGUCAAGCUUCUCCCCUGUAAAAAUCCGACUUGAGUCCAGAGGAAAGACUCUUCCUGAGGACAUAUUGUGAAAAUUACAUCUGCAUCCAGUUUUAAAAUAAUCCUUAGAGAAAUGAUCAUACCUGCUGGUCUUUCACUAACAAAGAAACACCACAUAGGUCUGAAAGGACAGAGGCUAGUCUCUACAACAACAACCUACCUCAAUUAAAAAGAAAGUCUUACUGAAAAUAUUUUAUUGAAGAACAGACAUCUUUACAUACUAUAUCCAAAGGAGAAUCUCCAAAGAGGAAUACAAGCAUGGAUAAAGAUGAGGUUAACUUCAAUAGUAGCUAUAAUGAUGAUCAGCUGUUUUGCCUAAUUGGGCUAAAAGCCUGUCAAGAUAUUUUACAACCUUAGAAUAAAAAAAAAACCCACAACCAUACAUUACAUUACAUUACACUACAUUACAUGUAGCAGAUGCUUUUAUCCAAAGUGAUUUACAGUUUGAGGAACAAGAGAAUUAAAAAUAUUCAUUUUCCAUCAAUAAAAUAUGUUACUAGAUUCGAGUAAAAAUUGGUAAAAAAUAUUCUUAAUAGUAUUGCGUUAUUGUAAAAUAAUGAACAAAAAUGAAAUUUUGGUCAAACCAAAAAGAAAAGAAACCAUGUGUUUCAUCUUGUGUGUUGCCGUUAAAAAACACAACUAUCAGUUCCAUCGCUUUUCUUUUCAAAAUAAUGUACUUCAUUUUGAUAAAACAGCUGUCAUAGUAGCAUAUUGGAAGCAUCAUAUCAAUAGGAAUCCAUCUCUCACUGUUGGGGAAAUAUUUUAGCUGCAAAGUGAUGACGAUAUGAUGCUUGGUUCUUUACUUUAAUAAUAAUAAUAAUAAUAAUAAUAAUAAUACAUUUUAUUUUAUAGGCACCUUUCUGACAUUCGAGGACAUUGUGGUAUCAUAGAAACCCUUUUUUUUAAAGUAACACCACUACAAAGUUUGCAGAAUAAACCAUGACAAAUGCAAGAUUCACUGUCAGUUUAUAAUGUCUGAAAAACCUAAGCCGGUCGGUGUUA
Cynoglossus semilaevis (tongue sole) is the source of this 2663-nucleotide messenger RNA. It is a transcript of the gene gpr180, whose product is annotated as G protein-coupled receptor 180. The transcript is spliced from 13 exons. The record is from RefSeq and is a predicted model, not a curated record. Bases 395 to 1603 code for a protein of 402 amino acids. Lineage: Eukaryota; Metazoa; Chordata; Actinopteri; Pleuronectiformes; Cynoglossidae. Gene Ontology annotation, biological process: response to pheromone; G protein-coupled receptor signaling pathway.